Molecule: messenger RNA, 1954 nt
Organism: Drosophila eugracilis
Lineage: Eukaryota; Metazoa; Arthropoda; Insecta; Diptera; Drosophilidae
Gene: Tango5
Product: vacuole membrane protein 1
Exons: 5
Coding region: 145-1677 (510 amino acids)
Source: RefSeq, a predicted model, not a curated record
GGAUUUUUGAAAAUCUGGUAUCACAGAAAAGUUAAAAUUAUUAACAAAUCGCUGUUUAAUGUGAAACAUCGUGCCAAAGUGCAGUAGGGCCGAGCCAAAACACAGACAGUCAAAGUAGCAGCCGCUUGCAAGCCAACCGCUUAAAUGUCACAACACUCGAAAAAGGAGAGCAGCGGCAAUAGCAGUAGCCAUGUGGCCCAGGGUAAUCGGCACAGCAGCGGAGACAGCAAUAGUACCACCAACAUCAACAACAGCAACAACAAAAGCCACAAACGGCAGGCGGCCAAUGGCAUUGUGAAGGCACAGUCAAACUCCCACUUCCACAGCCCAACGUCCUCGAAAUCGACCAGCAACAGUAACAGCAGUUCCAGUACAAGCCUCAGCAGGAGCAGCAUGCAGGACACCAGCUCCUCGGCCACAUCUUUGCUAGCUGGCAAGGCUAAGAAGAACCAAAAAGACAAACAGCGCGAACGGGAGCGCGCGGAACGUGGCCAGUUGGUCCUCUGGCGACGACCCCUGCAGACCACCAAGUACUGUGGUCUCGAGUUAGCAGCAUUGCUGAGGACGUGGAGCACCAGACUGCUGCAGCAGCGUAUCCUGCUGGCCGCCCUGAUAGUAUUAGGCAUCGUAUUUAGCGUAAUUUACAAAAUAGACGGCCCCCACCAGUUGGCCAUCGAGUUUGUGCGUCGGAACACCUGGUUCUUUGUCUAUUGGCUCGGCCUGGGUGUACUAUCCUCGGUGGGAUUGGGCACUGGACUGCACACGUUCCUGCUCUACCUUGGGCCGCACAUAGCCAGCGUCACGCUGGCCGCCUAUGAGUGCAAUUCUCUUCGAUUCCCACAGCCACCGUAUCCAGAUGAUAUUAUCUGUCCUGAAGAGCCCUACGACAAGCGGGUGCCUAAUAUCUGGUCCAUUAUGUCUAAGGUCCGAAUGGAGGCCUUCCUCUGGGGAGCGGGCACAGCCCUGGGCGAGCUGCCGCCGUACUUUAUGGCCAAGGCGGCUAGACUUUCCGGCUACGAUCCAGAGGAUGCCGAGGAGUUGGCCGAAUUCGAGGCCCUGAACGCUAAGCGUCACCAAAAGAACCUCAGUCUGAUGGACAAGGGCAAGCUGUUCAUGGAGCGAGUGGUGGAGCGCGUUGGAUUCUUUGGCAUCCUAGCCUGUGCAAGCAUUCCCAAUCCCCUGUUUGAUCUGGCAGGUAUUACCUGUGGCCACUUCCUGGUGCCAUUCUGGACGUUCUUCGGGGCCACGCUUAUUGGCAAAGCGGUGAUCAAGAUGCACAUCCAGAAGAUCUUUGUGAUCAUCGCCUUCAACGAGACCCUGAUCGAACGGGCCGUCGAUCUGUUGGCCUCGCUGCCGGUGCUCGGCCAUAAGUUGCAGGAGCCGUUCAAGUCUUUCCUGAACAACCAGAAGCAGCGUCUGCAUCGGCAGCAACGUGGAGCGCCUGGUUCUGGAACUGGAACGGGAGAUUCGGGCAAUUUGCUGUCCAAGAUUUUCGAGACAUUCGUAAUAGGAAUGGUGUGCUAUUUCGUGGUAUCCAUUGUAAACUCAUUGGCCCAAAGCUAUCACAAGCGGUUACACAAAAAGCCGGCGAGCGGAGUAGCUUCUGCGACCACACCUACUCGGUCGGCGGGGGCGAACAAGGCGAAGACCGGCAAGCAGAAAGCUUUGCGAGACUAGAAAUCGUUUCGGUGGGAAUGUCUUUUGUUGAUCGUGUUUGUUCCGACACCGUGAUCACCCUUUUCCUUUUCGUUUAAGUUAUUUUUGUUUAUUGCGGCUUUCGCUCUUAGUCAAAUUAAAUAUUAUGUGUGACUGCGACCGCGAAAGAAAGAGAUGGCCAAACAGCCAGGGAAAUUUACCUUGUAAACUAGAUUAGGAACCAAACUAAAUGCGGAUGAAGCGAAGCAGCCACACAUUAUAUAUUUUAGAAAUGUACAAAAAAAAAAAAAAAAACAAA